Messenger RNA from Tribolium castaneum (red flour beetle), 889 nucleotides. RefSeq lists its product as uncharacterized. Gene Ontology annotation, molecular function: coenzyme A diphosphatase activity. The coding region runs from base 143 to 853 and encodes 236 amino acids. NCBI's taxonomy places the organism in Eukaryota, Metazoa, Arthropoda, Insecta, Coleoptera, Tenebrionidae. The transcript has a single exon. The record is from RefSeq and is a predicted model, not a curated record.
UGUCUCAGUCAUUUAUUAGGAUUAUUUCAGUCGUAAAAGCCAAUUUGGGGCCAAAUAGCGUGAAAAGUGAAACGUCGUCGCCAUUGAUCCAUCACCCCCCUCUGUCAUCUGUCAAAACCCAGCAACUGGCAAAAUUCUCGUCAUGUUUCCGGUAUCGAAAAUACCGCGGAAGCCGCACCUGGUGCAGUGUUUCAGUGCAUUCAGCGCCGAGAGCAUCUUCAGCGAGGAAAACAUCCGAAAAACCGUGGCGAAUUUCGCCAAAAUGCGGCCGGUAAAGACGCAACCUAGCACACCCACCAAAAACGCCGCCGUGCUAGUACCACUGUGCGUCGUCGAGGGCCGCGUGUCGCUACUGUACACCUUACGAGCGGCAAAUUUGAAAACACACCGGGGACAGGUCAGUUUUCCCGGAGGGAUGGAGGACGCCGGGGACAAAACCGCCGAGCAGACGGCCGUUCGGGAGACCCAGGAGGAGCUCGGGAUUGGACAGGACUUGAUCGAGGUUUGGGGUAAAGGGAAUGUGAUUGUCAGUAGGAACGUGACAAGUGUCUUGCCUGUGAUUGGUGCGCUCAAAAUCGGGGAUGUUCGGGACUUGCGGAUUAACCCGAGUGAGGUUAAGGAGGUGUUUACCGUUCCGCUGGAAGUGCUGUGCGAUCCGGAACAUAUCAGACAUACGCAAUUUCGGACCAAUUAUUCACUGCCUGUUUUCACAGGCGGGAGGAGGAAAAUAUGGGGGCUCACGGCUAUCAUCACACAUUUGUUUCUCAAGGCGCUCAUGCCCAAGUCAGUGUACAACCCCAGCAUCAAGUUUGUGCCCCCUCUUAAGGGCUCUCUACCUUAUCGUUUGUUGUAAUUCGUUUCAAUUCGGUUAAUAAAGAAAUUUUACGUA